Messenger RNA from Owenia fusiformis, 695 nucleotides. The record is from the annotation of a GenBank genome assembly. Lineage: Eukaryota; Metazoa; Annelida; Polychaeta; Sabellida; Oweniidae.
CAAGAUUUCAUCUUUUAUUUUGGACUAUUCUUAUCAUAACUGGGAUUGGUACAUCAUUCACCAUGAAUAUAACAACUGUUUUAAAAUCUGCACAUCUCGAAGCAAAGUCAACGUUAUUUACGACAGUCAUUCCAAUUUGUAGUUCGGUAAGUCGCCUUCUUUGGGGAGUCUUACCCGAUUACAUCUUAAAAAAUUGGAAGCGAUUGCCAAUCUCUUCGGUAAUGCUGCUCACAUGUUUUAUGGAUUGCAUUUGCCAAACCCUAUUCAUAUUUUUCAAUCAGGACUUUUUAGCCUUGUUUUGCACUUCUAUAUUUAUUAGGGUAGUCCAAGGAGGCUUUUUUGUAUUCCUGCCUGUAGUUGUUAUUGAGCUAUUUGGCGAUAAGUAUUUCGGACAAAACUUGGGUAUUACCCUGAUUUCCCAAGGUCUUGGAGCGCUUGUAUUUCAGGAAAUAUUUGGUUUAGUUUAUGAUUCAAACACUCCUGCAAGAUCCAACGAGUGCUAUGGAGAGAUGUGUAGUAGAUUGUCUUUUGCUAUAUCGGCCAUCAUGGCACUGGUCGCGUCUUGUCUCAAUAUAUUAUUGAUAUAUGCCGAAUGGUGCUCUCGUAAUAUACAACAGUAAUGUCAUAUACCCCCUUCUGUCAUUUUAGUCGUGCUGCAUGUAUUUUGCUAUAACUGCAAUUAUGGCACUGGUUCC